Messenger RNA from Chaetomium globosum CBS 148.51, 1464 nucleotides. RefSeq lists its product as uncharacterized. Lineage: Eukaryota; Fungi; Ascomycota; Sordariomycetes; Sordariales; Chaetomiaceae. The transcript has 6 exons. The record is from RefSeq and is a predicted model, not a curated record. The coding region runs from base 1 to 1464 and encodes 487 amino acids.
AUGGCCGUUGGUAUCGUCCCGCAGCAUCGGCAUACAUCCGCCAUGCAGCCAGCCGUGCGCGACACCCUUUCGUUACGUCCGCGGGGCUUCUACUCUUACGCCUUCCUCGCGACUCGCAUUGCCCAGAUCAUAUGUCUUGCCGUCAUUACCGGCAUCAUAGGCCACUUCAUCCACGUUGUCACCCGUGGUCGGCAACCCGCCCCCCUGAACCUGAUCGUUGUCAUUCUCUUCACAGCGGCAGCCUUGACAUGGACCCUCUUCUCCUGGACCGGGUAUAGUAGGCGGUACCUUGCUUACGCGGCGACCUGGGGCGUCGACCUCGUUUUUCUCAUUCCUUUUGUGGCCCUCGCCAUCAUUCUCGGUCUGCCGAUGGCGGAUUCGAACUGCGCGGCCGUGGCGGCAAACGGAAAAUUCGAAAUUACCGCGCCGCCCGGGAGUUCUGUCGGGAGGGUGGCCUUCCCAGCGGAUGGGCGAGCUUCUUGCCUCAAGUUAUUUGUCGUCUGGGUCUUGCUGAUCGCGGUUUCCGUUUUCUUUGCGCUGAGUGCAUUGUCGGUGGGUUUUCUGCAUCUCGGUGAUAAGCAGUUGGAGAAGGCGAUAUUCGCUCUCAAGGAGGAUCCGAGAGGAGGUGGAAGUUACUAUGAUCAGGGAAUGAACGACUCCCGCGGGAGAGGAUUUGCGCCGACACCAAGAGCGUACCCAGGCCCGGGAGAGGGCGGAGUUUACGGGUACAGCAACUCGCAACUCCGACCCAGUAUUAGCGAGGAUCGCCUCAAUCUCAACCGGCCGGUUACAGUAGCCCCUCCGAGGGCGGGAAACAGGGCAUUUGCGGGGGGUCCGAUUUACGAAGAGCCACUAGGCCAGCCGGCAGCAGCCAGAAUGCCUCGGAUGCAUCCGGAUGAGGCAUACGACUAUUCUGGCAGUGGCCGUGGCGGCUGGAGAAAGCUCAUGCCUUCGAACGAGUCCAGGAACGACACUUCUCCAGAAAGGCCAGCCGGCUUGGGGAAUGUGACGAUGUCCUCGUCGAGGCCAGCCGGUCUAGGAAAUAUGACCAUGUCCUCAGCAAGGGGCCAGCCACAAGGGCCAAACAUGCGUCCCAACAUCGACAAAAUCGCUUCAGCCAACGACGAUGGCUUCAUUCCUGAUGCCUCGUUAGCUCCACAGCUCGCCUCUCUUGGCAAGGCACCCAUAAGGAACAAGGCGGCUCCGAUGAAGGGAGCUGCAGAUAGGAACAAUGGCCGACAGGAGGAGUUCGGUCAAGACGACCGGCAAGAUUUCGGAGAUGUGACUCCAACGGGUUUGAGUCCCCACGAAUCAUUGAUCCCGAGACCAUUAGCCGUGAGGGGAAACGGGACGUCGGCUAGGCAAAGGGUGCGUGAGAAGUCGGCGGAGAGCGGUUGGUGGGGAGCGCUUGACAGCGUCAUCUCCAGACCGCAAGCGGAAUACGACCCUUCUAAUGUGUUGUAA